GAGAUUCUGUCACACAUUUACAAUUGUAUUGAUCACUUUGUUCCUCUUUUUGGCAUUUUGAAUAAAUAGUCAAGUUAUUUUCGUUUCAUUCAGUCAUCCAUCAAGUCAGCAAUAGCUAGCAACUGGUUACUUCCAAAACACCAACAUGAAAUUCACUUUGAUUACCCUGACGGCGGUGCUGUCUUCCGUUUUAGCAGAUCCAGCUCUGUUUUUGAACGGAGGUUUCUUAUCUUCCUAUCCGUCAUAUGCCUCAGCUGCACUGCUAGCACCUGGAGCAGCACAAGUUGUUGCCCCAGUUGCACCAGUUGCACCAGUCGCACCAGUUGCCCCCGUUGCUCCGGUUACAUCAACCUUGUCAGAUUACAGCUAUGCCUACGGAUCUUCUCUUACAUAUCAAGAUAGAUACCUCCCAGCGGCCGCUGCCGUUGUCAACUCAGCUUACACUCUCCCAUACAACUUACCUUACGCAUACGCAGCUGAUUACUAUUACCGCAAAUAAUAACACCUCGAUCGAUACCGCUUGAAAUAUUUGUAUAAUUCAUCGUUGUUAUAUUCUUAAGAAUAAAUUUUUUGAUUCAUGAUGUUAUAAA
Messenger RNA from Danaus plexippus (monarch butterfly), 590 nucleotides. RefSeq lists its product as uncharacterized. Bases 146 to 499 code for a protein of 117 amino acids. The record is from RefSeq and is a predicted model, not a curated record. The transcript is spliced from 2 exons. NCBI's taxonomy places the organism in Eukaryota, Metazoa, Arthropoda, Insecta, Lepidoptera, Nymphalidae.